CAACAACUUCAAUUUCUCAUCAUAUUCUCACAAUGCCUUCACCUCAUCCCGAUUUCGAGCCCAUCUCCGAAUGCAGCUCGGAAUCGAGAUCGAGCCAGACCGUCGCAUCCAAUCUCGAUGGCACCCUCCUCGUUUCCCGCAGCCUGUUUCCAUACUAUUUCCUCAUAGCCCUCGAAGCCGGAAGCAUUUUCCGAGCUUUCCUCCUACUACUGUCUUUCCCAUUCGUUUUCUUGACUUCCGUCCUGUUUUCCGAAUCCGCAGCUACUCGUAUCUAUAUUUUCAUCUCGUUUGUCGGGCUACAGAUCCGAGAUGUGGAGCUCGUAUCGAGCUCGGUUUUGCCACGAUUUUAUGUGGAAGAUGUUCGACCAGAGACAUGGAGGGUGUUUAACUCGUUUGGAAAGAGGUAUGUGGUGACAUCAAGCCCAUCGGUGAUGGUGGAACAUUUUGCGAAGCAUUUUUUAGGGGCCGAUAAGGUGUUCGGGACCGAACUGGAAGUUUCGAAAAAUGGUCGAGCCACCGGGUUCGUUACAGAACCCGGUGUUCUUGAUGGCGAGCUUAAAAAAGCUGCCAUUUUUCGAGAAUUUGGAGGUUCGAAUUUACCUGAUUUGGGUCUUGGAGAUGGUGAAACUGACAAAGAUUUCAUGUCCAUUUGCAAGGAAGGAUAUACAGUACCGAAAACGAGAUGCGAGCCGUUACCAAGAAACAAGCUUCUAAGUCCGAUCAUCUUUCAUGAAGGUCGUCUUGUUCAAAGGCCUACACCGCUCGUCGCUCUACUCACCUUCUUAUGGAUGCCGAUCGGCAUUCUCCUCUCCAUUCUUAGGGUUUACCUCAACAUCCCGUUACCCGAAAGGAUCGUGUACUACAACUACAAGAUCCUCGGCAUCAAACUAGUCGUCAAGGGCACCCCUCCACCCCCUCCUUCCCAAGGCCAAAGCGGCGUGAUCUUCGUGUGCAACCAUCGAGCCGUUAUCGACCCUGUGGUCACCGCAGUGGCCCUAGGACGAAAGAUCAGUUGUGUCACAUAUAGCAUUAGUAAAUUCUCUGAGCUAAUUUCUCCAAUUAAAGCUGUGGCGUUGGCACGGGAAAGAGAUAAAGAUGCCGCACACAUCAAGCAAUUACUCGAAGAAGGCGAUCUCGUGAUAUGCCCGGAGGGAACGACAUGUCGGGAGUCGUUUUUGCUAAGAUUUAGUGCACUUUUCGCCGAGCUCUCCGAUAGGAUCGUCCCAGUGGCGAUCAAUACGAAACAAAGCAUGUUUUAUGGGACGACGGCUCGUGGGUACAAGGUUCUGGACCCGUAUUUCGUGUUCAUGAACCCUAGACCGACAUAUGAGAUAACGUUCUUGAAUCAAUUGCCGUUGGAGUUGACUUGCAAAGGCGGGAAAUCAGCAUUUGAGGUGGCGAAUUAUAUCCAACGGGUGAUUGGGGAUACGCUUGGAUUCGAAUGCACAAAUUUGACUCGAAAGGAUAAGUAUGCGAUGAUGGCCGGAACCGAUGGUCGAGUCGAGAGCAAGAAGGGUAAGUCGCAAUAGAGGAAUUGAAGCUUGAAAGAUCUUGAUUCGAUUCGGAUAGUUUGUUGUUCUAUUUUUUCAAAUAAGUUUUCAAAAAUCUAUAAGAACAAUAAAGUUUGUUUAUAUUCCCGAUUAAACGAUCAUAAGUUGUAUAUUAGUACGUAAUUUGUAUACAGGUUUUCAUCCCGAA
This is a messenger RNA of Cynara cardunculus var. scolymus (artichoke), 1698 nucleotides long. Its product is annotated as glycerol-3-phosphate 2-O-acyltransferase 6. NCBI's taxonomy places the organism in Eukaryota, Viridiplantae, Streptophyta, Magnoliopsida, Asterales, Asteraceae. Bases 33 to 1529 code for a protein of 498 amino acids. The record is from RefSeq and is a predicted model, not a curated record. The transcript is spliced from 2 exons. Gene Ontology annotation, cellular component: membrane. Gene Ontology annotation, biological process: cutin biosynthetic process. Gene Ontology annotation, molecular function: phosphatase activity; glycerol-3-phosphate 2-O-acyltransferase activity.